Nanorana parkeri is the source of this 1508-nucleotide messenger RNA. It is a transcript of the gene ICA1, whose product is annotated as islet cell autoantigen 1. The record is from RefSeq and is a predicted model, not a curated record. Gene Ontology annotation, biological process: regulation of transport. The transcript has 13 exons. NCBI's taxonomy places the organism in Eukaryota, Metazoa, Chordata, Amphibia, Anura, Dicroglossidae. Gene Ontology annotation, cellular component: Golgi apparatus. Gene Ontology annotation, molecular function: ubiquitin-protein transferase activity; protein domain specific binding. The coding region runs from base 1 to 1455 and encodes 484 amino acids.
AUGAUCAUCCUCAUUCUUCAGAAAUACUGGAAGACCAAACAGACCCUCAUCAAGGUGACUGGCAAGAAGGAAGAUGAACAUGUGGUGGCCUCAGACUCUGAUCUAGAUGCCAAACUGGAGCUUUUUCAUUCAAUCCAGAGGACGUGUAUGGAGCUCGUAAAAGUCAUAGAGCAGUAUCAGAAGCGGAUAUGCUUUUUGUCCCAGGAAGAAAACGAAUUGGGGAAAUUCCUCCGUUCGCAGGGCUCUCAGGAUAAAUCCCGAGCCGGGAAAAUCAUGCAGGCCACAGGGAAGGCGCUCUGCUUCUCCUCCCAGCAGAGGUUGGCCUUACGUGCCCCAUUAUCCCGACUUCACCAGGAGGUGGAAACAUUUCGUUAUAGAGCAAUAUCUGACUCCUGGCUGACUGUCAACCGCAUGGAACAAGCCAGGACUGAGUACAGAGGCGUACUACUCUGGAUGAAAGACGUGUCUCAAGAACUCGACCCCGAUCUCUACAAGCAGAUGGAGAAAUUCCGAAAGGUCCAGGCUCAGGUCCGUCACACCAAAGCUACUUUUGAUAGACUGAAAACAGAUGUGUGUGAGAAGGUGGACCUCCUACGUGCCAGCAGAUGUAACCUGUUAUCUCAUGUCCUGACUACAUACCAGACCACUUUGCUUCAUUUUUGGGAGAAAACGUCUCACACAAUGGCAGCAAUUCAUGAAAGCUUCAAGGGGUAUCAGCCAUACCAAUUCACCACACUAAAGAGUUUACAGGAUCCCUAUAAUAAGCUAAGUCACCAAAGUAAGAAAAAGUCGAAAGGCGAGGAAAACCCUUCCGAUAACCCGGAUGACACUCAACUCAUCUCACUGGAUGACCAGCAGCAGGCCAAUGAGGAUCACGAUUCUUUAGCCAUGUCUGCAGGCACCCUGGAUGACUUGUUAGACCUGAAUGCAGAAGAGAGAUUUCUAUUUGAAGACAGUGCCAUGUCCAAGGUUCCGCUAUCAGACCCAACAGAGGAGGACUCCCUGGAGAAGGACGAGAUGCAGCUACUAAAUGAGAUCAUGGGCGCCUCAGCUCUGGAUGGUGGAGACCUCAGCAAAGAGUGGACAGAAGUAUUCGGGGAGCCGCUGUUCAACAGUCAGCUCUUGAGUCCGACUAGCGAGGAACUGGAACCUAAAGCUGAACCACCAUCUGGUUUCCUACCAUCACAAUUGCUAGACCAAAACCUGAGCAGUCUCCAUUCUUCAUUAUACGACUGGACCGCAUUCAGUGGGGCCUUAUCUUCAACACCAUCAUCAUCCUCAGCCUCUUCAUCCACAACCAUCCAUCAAAACAGCAAUGCAGCUCCACAGAAAGAUGUAUCUAAAAGCACAAAAGACCUUUCCACUUGGUACAACCUCUUCGCAGAUCUCGAUCCUCUAUCGAAUCCCGACGCCGUAGGAAAAACAGACAAGGAACAUGAACUGAUGAACGCAUAACUGCUUCCUGUGUCUCUGCGGAUGCCCCUCCCUCAACAAGCACCCCUAUCUCC